Molecule: messenger RNA, 2246 nt
Organism: Triticum urartu
Lineage: Eukaryota; Viridiplantae; Streptophyta; Magnoliopsida; Poales; Poaceae
Source: RefSeq, a predicted model, not a curated record
CCACCUCGCACGUGAGGUGUUCGAUCACCGUUCUGUUCUUCGUCCACACUCCGGGAUAACAGGCAAGCAACUCCUCACUUCAAUCCUCAUUCUCUGUGGUGCAGCGUGGUUUGUAUCCGCCGCUGUCACAUCAAGUUUCUCCCUUACCUUGAUCCAGUUGGCGCACCAUCCCGUCCCGUCUCCUGCCAUCCCACGUUCUAUCGUCGCCGCCCUAGGGGUCCAAGGAGGACCAGCCGACCGGAGCAAGGUUGACGUGGCGAAUGCGAGGUGUGAGCCGGUGACGGCCUGAUCCCGCUCCGAGCGACCGACCCGUGCAGGGAUCUGCCGCUUGCAGGCCCGUGGCUUGGAUAGGGGCGCUGACAUUCUGUUCGGAGUACCAGCCAACCGUAGCGAGCAUUGCUGAGACGAGGUGUGAGCGGGUGACGCCCUGGUACUGCCCCGAGCGACCGUGCAGGGAUCUUCCGCCUGUAGAUCCGUGGCUUGAAAAGUGUCAACAGUGGUGCGAAUAUUCUCUUCAGUGAACUCGGUUGCACGGUUUCAGAAAUCUAUAACAUGAGCACAGAUGAAGCUAAGCCUGCUGGGUCUGCACUUACCCAUCAAGUUGAUGGCAUAAGUCAGAUUUUUGUAAAAAACAGUGAUGCCCAAAAAAUGAAACAUCCCUCUUCUUUGCACUAUUACAAUGGAUUUAUCAAAUUGGGUAACCAAGCUGAAAAAUUGGAGUCAAUUGAUGUAACUGUAUUGGGCUUCUCAACUACUGAAAUUGGAAAGAUUCAUUAUGACAAUCUUGCAAAUUUUGAUCAUCCCGGAAUAAUUGAAGCUUUCGCAUAUGGAGUUGGCAAAGGAAAACACUCAAAUAACUCCUUUCUGGCCGUCACAAAAUUUGAAACUACAUUUGAAGGAUACCUUCGGAGAGAUGGUCCGGCGCUUGAUCAGCAAAACCGAUUCACGGAGAACUUUAUAAACUUUCUCAGGGAUAUCAUUGUAGCCAUGGAGGAGCUGCAUCGUCAAGGCUAUUAUUGCGCAAAGCUUCAUGGAAGUCAUAUUGCAAUCAUCAACGAAGGCGGUUCACAAAGGGCGAGAUUGUGGAGGUUUGGUAAAAUUAAAGGAGAUACUGAAGCAGAAAUAAGCAAGGCGAAAGAUUGGGUUAGAUUGGGAAACCUGAUUGAGAAAGUAUGUUUAAUCGCAGAAUCUGAUGAUCUUCAUAUGAGAAUGACCAAGAAAGAACUGAAAGGGACAAACAUCCUGAAGCAUCAUGCGUUGUUAACCGUCAGAGAAAAAUUUGAAAAUAUUCUAUCCUUGAACCAAUAUAUAUCACUCAAUCUGAAAGAACCACAAGAGGAAUCAGAAUAUUUGAUAGUAUCUGAUCUGAGUCUACAAACAUUGGAGGAGAAUUUGGAUAGAAAACAUUAUUGGGACAUACUUUCCUUUGUACAUCCAACAAGUGUAAGCGGUGUCACCGACACAUUAAGGGGCUUCAUAUACUCCUUGAGAACAAUCAUUGAACAUGAAGUUCGGUACCUUACACCCGAGUUGCUGGAAGAGAAUAAAGGAAUAGUCAAGGAUCUUGAACACUAUAUUCAAAAGGAAUGGGAAGAAUUAUACCUGAAAUUGCAAGAGAUUGCAGUGCAAUUGAGUUUGGAAUAUUGAACAUGAAUGAUUGUCUCAAGUUUCUUGCUCAAAAUAGGCCUGCUCAUGUACCGAUCUGAUCAAGAGAUGUGCUUACUGAGCUCUAAUUACAUUCUCCUAAUAUUUUGUGUGGCCUUUAGAUCGUUCAACGUUGAGAUGAUGUACCAAACACCGACUUCUUUAGCCUUCUCCGAGGCAUUUCUGCAGUCUGGAUGUAUUUUGGAUGGCCUAUCUGAAUUACAGGCGUCUCCUUGACCUAUUACUUGCCGACGAACUUUGGUGCGUCGCAAAGAAUCACGCAAAUUGUGGAGAAGUUUCCAGUAAGCUGUCGUAGAAUUCUGUUGCCGAGUGGUUCUCUGGAGUUGACUCUCACAUCUGGGAUCAUAUUGGCUGUUUCAAACUUGUGAGAGUAACAGUUAUUCAGAAUGGCUCUAACACGUGAACGUCACCGUGUAGAAUUGUAAAUGUCAACAUUCAGAGGCUGCUUCUACGUUGGUUUAUGAUUGUACACCCGUCCACGCAUGUCAUGCAUUAUUGAGACUGUCAAGUGUAAACCACUUCUUCCGUGGAAUCCUGGAAACUCAAAGAGCCCUUCGAUACAAGUUGUACCAGGUUGUUGA